AGUAUUACAGAAGUUACCUGACAGGGAAUUCGCGCGUUCUGUCUUCAUUUUUAUGUAGGCAGAUAUGAAUGUGGUGCUCUGUGAAGAAACCUACUCACUGGACCAGUGCUCCCACACACUCUGCAAAUCGAGUAUUCAGUGCACACUAUUACGCACUGUGUUGCCUGAGCCGAGUGUCAUUCAUUCUGGUGAAGGGGAGCUCACACUCCCCCCUUCGGCCCCUUCACCCCCUUCCCUCGCCCUGGGAUAGCUCACUUUGUUUUCCCUGGUUUUUGGUGGCUUUUGGUCGGAGCAGCGGUGGAUGAAAUCAGCAAAGCUCCGUUUUUCAUAUCUCCGCAUAUACCACGGAGUCACCAGAGGACACGCGCAUCACGACAGAGAUCAGAGCGAGGGAUUUUUUAUUUUUUAUCUUGAACAGGGGAGGCGAUUUAAAACAAGAAAUAGUGUCGAACAGCGGCGUUAUCACGGACGCUCCGCCUUAACAAGACUCCGGUUAAGUUUGGACGGAUUUUACGGCACAGGUGCGUUAAAGGAUUAAAAACAGGGAGUUGGCGGAUGGUUGUCAGUUUCGUCGAGAGGAGUCACUGCCUCUGCACAAGUCUCAGAUGAAGAUGAAGUCUGCGGGUGUCGUGGAUGGAGGCUUGUUCACAGAGAGCUAUUGUAACAUCUGCAAUGCCCAGCUCAUCUCCGAGUCCCAGCGCACCGCUCACUAUGAGAGUAAGAAACAUGCCAACAAGGUACGUUUGUUCUACAUGCUUCACCCUGAAGACGGAGGACCACCUUCCAAAAGACUGAGGCCAGAUAACCCAGACUGUGCAGAGACAGAGGUGGAUAGGAACAAGUGCUGUACCUUGUGUAACAUGUUCUUCACCUCUGCCAUUGUGGCCCAGUCCCACUACCAAGGCAAAACCCACGCCAAGAGAGUCCGCCUGGUGCUGGGGGAGACACCCAACCUACCUACAGCCAUGGCCAGCUCUACAAACACGGAUUCCGCCCCUUCCACUCCACUCCCCACAGAUGCUACUCCAUGCCCCCCUCCUCCCACUUCCCUGCCCUGGGCCAUGGUGGUGGUCGGCGGAAACGGCGGAAGAGAGGCCGGGAAGUACUGCUGCCUGUGUGGAGCAUGGUUCAACAACCCGUUGAUGGCCCAGCAACACUAUGAGGGCAAGAAACAUCGCAGGAACGCAGCCAGAGCACGCCUCCUGGAGCAGCUAGCGGGCAGUCUGGAUGCCACAGAGAGCACAGGGCUGCGCAGUAGUUACUCCUGCAGUGUCUGCAGUGUGGUCCUCAACUCCAUCGAGCAGUAUCAUGCACACGUCCAGGGCUCCAAGCACCAGAACAAGCUUCAGGAGAUGUGAAGUGGAUCCACUCGUGUCUUGAACAUAGUGGCACACAGACAGUAAAACGCGACCCGACCAGACCAGAAUGAACAAAGUUUGGGUCAGGUUUCGGAUCCUCAGACCCGAGUGGACCCAUGAAGACCUCUAAGGCGGAAUACAACAAACACCAAGAGACGGAUGGAAGGAGAGGUGCAGGAAGACACAUUAUGUUUGAGACAGAGGCUGAAGACAUAAAAAGGGCAAUGACAUACUGUAAGACUGAAAUAAAACUGAUAAAGGGCAGCAGACAGACAUAGCAAAAUGUAGUAAUGUAGAAAGAACUAGGACGCAUUGCCGACAGAAAGCAGCAAAACUGAAACGGAGAGAAAAUGUAGGUGAACCCAGACUGACAUCUGCAGGGCUUCAGGACGGGGAGGAUGGAUUGACAGGGAAUUGACAGACAGAGGGCAGUGAGAGGCAGACUGAGGUACCGAGGAGAUUUACAGGGGUAGUAAUGAAAGGUCGCCAGAUAGAAGGAGAGAGCAUCCCUCAUCCAUCUUAUCAUACACAUUUACAGCAAAUGGUUUGAGAAAAAAAAAAGAACUAAACACUGAAGUGUCACAAACUUUUCUCAAGAGGACAAAUUUCUAAGGUUCUAGUUUACACAGUCAUUUUUGUCCCUACACAUCUAACAUUUCUUAAGUUUCCAGUCCAGUAGUUCAUAAUAAAAUGUCUUCUGAUGUGCUGCACAUUAUUGCACAAGGUAUUCUUUUAUUCCAAAGUCCAAUUUCCAUCCAGAUGUUCGUAUUGUUACCCGUUACCUCCGCAAAGAAGGUAAUAUUUUUACUAACUUGCUUUUUUUUCCUAAAACUGUGCUGAUUAAGGGUGUCAACAGAUAUGACAUAUCUUCAGAACUUACUGAGCGACAUCUUGAAGAAAUUUGCCAUUACUGCAAUAUCUAUUUUUAAAUAACUUCCAAGUGUGAUUCCAAAUGUUAGGGGUAGUGUAGGUUUUCAUGGCCAAGCAAAGGCCUGGUAGGCCAUGGAGCAAGUUAAGUGAAGAUGACAGUGAAGAAAAAAAUCUUUAGGAAAGUUUAUAGUGUCUAUGGGUUGAGAAUUUUAGGCUGUUAUUGCAAAAGGAUUUUUCACAAAAUAUUAUUUGUGACUAUAUUUGUCCAAUUACUUUUGAACCUCUACACUUUGGGCACUGUGUGUUAAAGGGGCCAUAUUUCCCACACAGGUCUUUCUACACUGAUGUAAACCUUUGCAAAUUUAAGAUAAAGUUCUGUUUUUUAUUGUACUGUAGCAUAAAAAUGUCUUAUUUCAAACUGAACAGAAUCUAAAAACAUGUCCAAACCCUUACAGUCUAGUAUAUCUCUUUCUUACUGAACUGUUUUUGGAAAUGGCCAUUCUUUCUUUUUUUCCUUUAUCUAGAAUGUGUGUAAUUCCCUUGGUCAGCAUUUGUAGGAUUUCAGACUUGCAGUGUGCAAAAAGUGUGGAAAAGUCCAUGAGAGUCCAUAAGUGAUUUUACAGUGCAAAACCCCCGAGUCCUCACAGACGUAUUGCAAAUGCAAGCAAAUCUGUGAGAUUGAACACCAGUACUGGAAAUAAGUCUUUCCUGCUUUGUUGCACUGUUCUAUCGAUCCUCUGGGAAACACUGAACAAGACCAAAGGUUCCACCUCAUCAACUUCACUUCCUACAUUCACCCAGUCACUCAGGUGAAACACAAUACGGAUCCAUAAAUGUGUGUUAGACGCCACUGUCUUUCCUCCAUCUACUGUAUCUUACUCACAUACACAUACCCAACCCAUUUCUAUGUCAGUGCGCGUUACAUGUCAGUUUUUGCAACACAGAGUUAUCAAAUAAUGUCCUUGUCACACUGUAUUGCAAAGUGUCAUGUUUUCUGCUGAAGCUGGAGUGUAAACACACUGAGGCACAUAUUCACGUGUAUGAACACUGGCUGUAACUUAAAUAUGGGACUAGCUAACGUCUAAGACAUUUACAACUAAAAUGGCAUAAGGGACUAUGAAUGAAGGCUGCAUGUUUGUUCAUAUGUGUGCUUUAGUGUUGGUGCAGCCCCUGACAUGUGUGCACAGUAAAUACAUUAUAACCAAGUCUACUUUUAAGAACAAGCUGUAUAACCAUGGACAGUUGUGCUGCACAAAUGUCUUAUAUGUGUAUAGCCAUGUGUUUAUGUGCAUGCAUGUGUGUAAAUGUAGAAAUGUGUGUGAGUACUUAUGGAAACGAUGCUAUUGACAUUGUUCGGUGCCUAUCACUGGGUUGUUAAUAAGGUGGACACGGCUUUGUCAACGUAAUGUGAGAUCUUCCACCCUAACUCUACGUGAGUGUGUGUGUGUGUAUACAGUAUGUCUGUAUAUGUAAUUUUUUGUGGGAUGUGUGUGUGUCCUAGCUGAGCUUUGUCUUGUGUAAGGAGCUUUCCAGAAGAGAUGAAAGCAGGGCUGACAGCAGCAGGGGAUUGCGCUCUCACUGAAGAAACAUCCCUGAAAACUGUGUGUGGGCCUAUAUCCACAGUAUUUGCGUGUGUGUUAUGUCUGCCAAUAGUGCCAGCUUAUUUGCAUGUAGUUUUAUUAUUAUAUAGAUCCCUUCCUGUCUAGUCGUGUUAUUUUUAAUAGUCCACUGGCCCGAACCACAAAGGAUAUGAUGGCUUUUAUGCAACAGUUACUAGCUAAUGUAUAUUGUUUUGUCCAGCAAUACAGCACAUGCAUUAUAAAACUGAAUUAAACUUGAAAGAAAGAAAACAAAGCAACCAGUAAUGCACGGUUUCCUUGAUAGAAACUGUCAGCAUGGUUGGAUCUCUGACCAGCAACAUUGUGUGGCUUUAACUGGGAUAACAUAGCCUUUGCUUAUUGUUUUUAUUUGCAUAGUGUGUGUGAUUGUGUAUGAGUGUGUGAUUUUGAUGCCGAUGCUGAGGCCCCAAGGGUAUGAUGGUGAGGUCAGGGACAAUCCAUUUAGCCUGCUCACCCAGGUAAUUAUCCAGAGGACACAUACACACAAACUACAAUACAAUCUAAUGCACAUUUAAGAGGCAAAGGCACACACAGAGAGAGAGAGAGGGUGGGAACACAUGUGAGAGAUUGCAGUGCUUAGUGCAAAAUCUCAAAAUGCAAAUGGUUGAGCUAUUGGCCUAAUAGGCUUGCUACAUGUGUGUGCAUCCUCUCCCUGCUUGAGGCAAGGUGAGAGGCUAAUUUAGGGCUGUCACUGGUUAACUCGCCUCUCACAUGCUUCGUAUUGUCAGACACACACAAGGCAAUUGUCUCUGUCUUCCCUCAUGCCUUCCCAAAGAAGGGGGGGGGGGUGUUGUCAUGCCCAGAUCAUGACUCAAAGCUCUGCUACCUUAGCAACAGCUACUGCGAAGCUACGUUCAGACACACUCACGGUGCCAAGGUGACCUUCAUAUCCUCACAAACACUUCCCAAGUACAUCUCUCUUAUUGGCCCCUCUGUCUGCCCCACACUGUUUACACGCUAAUCCCCUCCUCUUGUUGUUCUUCCCUCACUCCUCACUGCAACCUGCCCCCUCCCUCUCAAGAUAACAAUACAGACUACCAUCUCUAUACCCUCCCUCUCCUCAGAGAGUUCAAAGUGUUAGACGAGUCCUGGCAAAGCAGAUGGGGUGUAGAGGCCACUGUUUUAACAGCCAUUAUUGGCAUAGGUGCUGACAGCUAGGGGGCCUGUGCAUUCCUCCUUCUUUCUCUCACUGUCUCAAUGCGCUAUUUAGGACAGUGGAGAAGUGGCAUUUUAACAAGGACUUCGUGAAAACGAUGAAAUCUGUUCUGCUGUUUGGGGGAUGUGUUUUCACUCCAGAGUCAGACCGAUGGCCACAUGUGCGAAUUAAUCAUCUUAGUCUUAGUUUAUGUGUGUCUGAUUUAGUUUCUCUCUGAAAAAAGGCUAAAUCAGACAAUGGUAUUCUUACACUGAGGAGAAAGCACUUCAAAACUCCAGCAAGGAACAAAGGUAAAAAGCACCUCAAACUAACAGGAGGAACAAUUAUGCAAAAAGCUGCAGAGAUGAAUGAAGUACUGUAUUACUUGUGCAUUGUUGUGGGGAUUACUGUUGUGACAUUCAGGCAAGUGAAUAAUGAGACCAGCUCUGAAUGCUAAUUAGAAUUUUUUAUUUCCAAACAUACUUUGCAAAGAUCUCCUGGGUUAGACUAGUGGUUAGGACGCGGCGCUUUCACCGAUGCAGCCCGGGUUCGAGUCAGGGUUGCAUCAGGAAGGGUAUCUGGCAUAAAACAUGUAUUGUCAUCAUGACAACAAUCAGAGGCUCUAGAUAAAGCACAGAAAAGUAACUAUUGCACCCUAAAAUGUGAGAGAUUAUGCCUUUAUCUUCCUCCUUUGUUUUAAUUUGGGGAACAGCUAGAUAGAAAUCAAAGCAGACAGCUUAAAGAGUGUGACACAAUCACUGGCUGAUGCUUCACAUACAGUAGAGUAAAGCAGUCGUUCCUAUUGAAAGGAAACCCAGUGAUGUGGCAUUACAUCUCUGCACAUUUGUCCCAUUAUGUUACUAUAUCUACAAAGACUUUGCUUAUUUUGCUAAGUACACUAUAUUAAGAAUGGCAUCAGACAUGGAUUUAUUGGUAAAUGAGACUGAGCGUGACAGCAACUGAGUAUCUUUCUCCCCAGCAGACUUCAUGUUCCCUGUGGUUAAAGAGGCCUGUCUUGUUGGAUCUGCCCGUGUCAGGAGCAAAACGAGACUAACACAUUCUUCCCUGUGGUUUG
Monopterus albus (swamp eel) is the source of this 6057-nucleotide messenger RNA. RefSeq names its product zinc finger matrin-type protein 4. The transcript is spliced from 7 exons. The coding region runs from base 606 to 1358 and encodes 250 amino acids. Gene Ontology annotation, molecular function: zinc ion binding; nucleic acid binding. Lineage: Eukaryota; Metazoa; Chordata; Actinopteri; Synbranchiformes; Synbranchidae. The record is from RefSeq and is a predicted model, not a curated record.